This is a messenger RNA of Tetranychus urticae (two-spotted spider mite), 3020 nucleotides long. Lineage: Eukaryota; Metazoa; Arthropoda; Arachnida; Trombidiformes; Tetranychidae. The record is from RefSeq and is a predicted model, not a curated record.
AUGUUCAGCAACAGCAAUUGGAAACAAAUAGUUGCAAUUAUCUGUGUUUCUAUUUAUUUCUCAAUUGAAUCUCCAUUACAAUUCAGUAAUUUGGUGGACUUGCCAUUGAAAGUGCCUAAAGGAAGUUCAGUGAUUAAUGCUACUUUAACUUAUCAUGGAUAUACCAAUGAAUUUAAGAAGUAUUAUUUACAAGAGUUGAUAUCAGCUUUUGGUCCAACCACUAAAGGUAAAAUUUUGAUCUCAAGUGAUACGGAUUCCUACACAAUACAUUAUAAUGCUGAUUCUUAUACUGGUGUGGACGGUAGGGAACGAUUGGUUAUUCAAGGUACAAAUUGUGAACUGUUCACUUACACUUACAGCAGUUGGGAUAAAUAUUUAUCUGGCGUUAAGAAACCCAUACUCAACAUAAUUCUCUUGAUAGGACCUUCGAUAUUAUACAGACUUGAUCAUUCGUCGUUUGUUUGGAAAUCGGUUGCAGAUAAAAACAUCAGAGGAAUCAUGAUGAAAGGGGCAUCAACAGAAGUUAAUGAAAAUUUGAAAAUUACUUUCUACUACAAAAGUCAUCUCGAUUACCAAUCUGGAAUGGAAAGUCCCAGCAGAAUUGAAUUCAGUGGUUAUGAAAGAGCUUCAAUUCCAGAGUCAGAAGAGAAUCUCAUUCUAUAUAUAGAUAUCUAUUCUAUUCAACAUGUAAAUAUUUUCCUUGAAGACUUAGAUCAAGUCCAGAAUGAGGUUCAACCUCCAACUGGAAUCGGAUGUCCACAUUACUUAUCUGGAAGCAAAGAAUUGCCAGAGUUAAGUGUUAAUCACUUGCACUACAUCAUGGAGGAACGAAUCAAAGGUUCAACUGCGUCUCGAUCACUUAGUGAGAUUUAUGCUGCAUAUCAUUACGAUUUUUCGAGGAUAAAAACAUUGGUUGGUUCAGUAAGCGAAGUUAUUUACGACUAUCGACUCGGAGUUUCUUUUCAUAUUUCAAAGGAUGGAUCCGUUACUGUGACAUCCAUCGACUCGAGUACGCCUGGAAUCGAAUCUCAUGGAGAAUUCACUUUGACUACUCUUUUCAUGCUCGAUGGUAGCUUUAAAUAUCUUGGGAAGCGCAACUUGAAGCAUCGCUCUGGACUCUCUGUUGAAGCAUGGGAAUCAGUUCAACUCAAUGCCAAUAUCAACGGAAAGAAGGUGGAUAAAGCUGUCAUUACUCAAUAUUUUGCUCCAUCGGAAAACAAUGACAUAUUUUAUGGCUAUACUCUUGUCAGUACCAAAGUGUCCAUCUAUGAUCAUGAUCAAUCGAAAAAAGUUUACACUUGGAAGGACGGAAUCACAAGAGAUUACAUGAACUUUCAAGAGGUUCGAUCCAUCGAGAGUAUUCGUUCAUUAACAGAAAAAGUCAAUUACGCUUCUAGCGAUGAAAAAGUGAUCCUUAACUUCAUAUUAGAGUGUGAUGCUUCUGAUCACAAUGCUUGCAUCAAACACAUAGAGGAUAAUGUUUACUGGUUGAAAGGAGAGUUCCUUUAUUUUGUCCUUUUAGUUCAACCAGUCAGUAUACUGCGAAUAGGCGAUAUUCAAUAUCGCUUCACCGAUACAAAAGUCGAAAUGGAAGUGACAUUUCUCGAUCUACCACAUUUGGAAUUCAUUUUCAACUCUGUCUCCAUGUCGCUGAGUCAAGAGACAUUCACCAAGAUGAUGAAGAUUAUCGCUAAUAAUGAACCCGAUUGCCUAGAAAAAUUAUCACAGUAUCAGCUGACAAUCAAGGCUGUCAUUUAUAGAUCUUCGGAUGGUGUCUGUGGAUACUUGAGUAAUCCUGAUGAUCUUAAGAUAGAUCUUAAACAAGGAGAAUCAUGCAGUGUCUAUUUAUUUCCACUGAACAAUUUGCACCGAGUUAAACAAGAGCUAACUCUUGACCAGCUUCAUGAAGCAUACUUGCAAGAUGUUGGUAGGACAUUUGGAGAAUUUCCUAUGCAUUUGAAGAUUAUUGAUGUAAUCGACGUGACUAAAAAAGAAAUUGAUUCGAAGGACGAUAUUACCUCUCUAAUCAGACCUCAUGCAAAGUUGCUAAUUGAUGGUAUGUUCACUGAGUCUGUACCAGAUGCAAAAACUUUUGCUGAUUGUUACCGAAACUGUCAUGAUUCAGAUCAAGUUGCAUGCGUUACUUUUUCAUUCUGCAACACUGAUGGUAAAAUUGACUGUAGAGUAAGCAGUUUGCAGGCUUCUGAAAUUGCUACUCGGGAUCAAUCAAUUGAAACUGACCCGAAAUGUGGAAUUUAUUCAAUAAGUAUUCUCGACAAUUAUUUCAAAAUAUCCAAUAGGAAAAUCAAGGCUCAAAUGUCAAUUGCGAUUGAAAAAAAUUCUGUGUAUUCCUGUGCAGAGGCCUGUCACACCUCAUCAGAAUGUUUAUCUUUUCAAUAUUGUGAUGGUUUUUGCAGUUUUGGUGAUUUAUUGUAUACAGAUGAAGCUACUGAAUAUGAUGAAGAAUGCGUGAUAUAUUCUCCCAAAAUAACUGAAAUGUUUAAAAAAACAGGCAAAAAAAUAAUAUCAGAUGUGAUGAUGACUGAAACCAAAUUAACCUUAGAUCAAUGUGCUUCAUUAUGCUUUCUGUUAUCUGAUGGCGAUGAAACUGGAUGUAAAUCAUUUAAUUACUGUCCUAAGAGUAGAACAGAAAGUUCUUGUUCAUUGACUCAUUUUUCAGUUGAAAACCCUGAUACAAAAACCACUGAUGGAGGUCAUUGUUCCAAUUAUGAGUUAAAAGAUUCGAAUGGGAAGAAACGAAAAGAGUCCAGUUCAUUUGAAGUGGUUAAAGGGACGACGGGAUCAGGUGCUUUUGGCAUAGUAAUGCUGUUCCUGUUUGUUGGUGCUUUAUUGGGAUUCAUAGCCCCAUUUGCUUACUCAAGAAUUAAGAAGAUGUAUGAUACUCCAAUGACCAAUAAAGAUUUCACGUGGAGAAGACAACAUGAUGAGGAGCCCCUUGACAAUGUUGAUUGAAUUCAUUCUCAAAUACAUUAACUAAAUUCAAUUAAAAAUUAUUUACG